AUGCAGAUGAUGGCAGGUCAAAUCACCGCCGUCGACGCAAUUAAUGCGCUUCCAGAUAUCCAGCAAAACGAACAAUCAUAUGGGGACGACACACAAGCGCCGUUCGCCACCAAAGAGGAACAUAGUGGUGCGCUACCCACCGCGUUCUGGAAUGGCAGUGAUCCAUCGAACAUCAACUUGAAAGAUCAUGAUUUCACGGGCAACUUCGUGUCUCCCCUAAAUCCGAUAGUAGCUGAGAGUUUACCAUGGGAUGAUGGACUCGAUGAUCUCUCUAGCUUCCAGCCUAACGAAAGCGAUCCUUCCAGCCCCAUAGGGUCGUUACAACGCUUCUCACAGCUGACCGAUCAGCAUUUCUCUACCGGCUUUCUUCGGUCGAGAGAAUCCCAAUUCAGCCAAAAGGACAAAUAUAUUGCGCAACCUGGACUUAGCAUAUCCAAGUCAACAGGGCUGUCGCAUUCAUCACCCCUCUUAGAAUUGACGUGGGCAGAAGAAUCCACGGAAGCGGACAGUUUGAUUCCAAUGAAUCUAGACAGUCACACCGUCAGCCUCGCCCGCCUCAUCUUCGGGCAAUCUUUCAUCAUUGGAGUGGGGGUCACGUUCGCAGGGACAUAA
Molecule: messenger RNA, 612 nt
Organism: Penicillium paradoxum
Lineage: Eukaryota; Fungi; Ascomycota; Eurotiomycetes; Eurotiales; Aspergillaceae
Exons: 1
Coding region: 1-612 (203 amino acids)
Source: RefSeq, a predicted model, not a curated record